AUGGCUCGACAGUAUCUCAAAUCCCGCGCCGCUCCCUCAGACCAUACGCAAUCACCCUCAGUCGACGUAUCCGCCGUCGUCGAAGAGGUGAUCAGCGCCGUGCGCGCAGACGGCGACGCUGCUGUUAGAAAAUACUCCGCGAAAUUCGACAAAUGGGCGCCAGACAGCUUCAAGCUAUCCGAAGCAGACAUCGAGGCUGCGAUAGCCAUGUGUCCUGAGCAAACCAUCGCCGAUAUCAACGAGGUCCAGCGAAACGUGCGGGCCUUCGCAGAGGCACAGAAGGGCUCGUUGAAAGAUUUCGAAAUUGAAAUUCAGCCGGGAGUGCACCUCGGGCAAAAGAAUGUGCCGAUUAAUACCGUCGGCGCAUACAUCCCAGGCGGCCGCUACCCACUCCUCGCAUCGGCACACAUGACAAUCCUCACAGCGAAAGUCGCCGGCGUUAAGCAUGUCAUUGGCUGCACACCCCCUAUCAACGGCGAGAUUCCGCAUAGCACGAUUGCAGCUAUGCACCUGGCGGGAGCAGACGAGAUCUUCCUCCUGGGCGGCGUGCAAGCCGUGGCUGCCAUGGCCGUGGGUACCGAGACAAUCCGUAAGGUGGAUUUUCUGGCUGGUCCCGGGAACCGAUUCGUGGCCGAGGGUAAACGACAGCUGUUUGGUGAAGUCGGUAUUGAUCUCUUCGCGGGUCCCACCGAGAUCCUCAUCCUGUCGGACGAGACGGCCGACCCGUUCACGGUGGCCACGGACUUGAUCUCUCAGGCUGAGCAUGGGCCGGAUACACCCGCUGUCUUGAUCACGACGUGUCCUAAGGUUGGGCGGGAGACGAUUGAGAUCGUGAACAAGCUGCUUUCUGCGUCGGACCUCUCGACCGCAGAUGUGGCGAAGGUUUCGUGGGAUGCGUUUGGAGAGGUUAUUGUUGUGGAUACUAUGGAGGAGCUCUGGGAGCUGGGUGACCACUACGCAAGCGAACAUGUGCAGGUGUUUACGAAGAAUCCCAGGGAUGCGUUGGAGAAAAUGUCUAAUUACGGGGCGUUGUUCCUUGGAGAGAACACAUGCGUGUCAUAUGGCGACAAGGUGAUCGGCACGAACCAUGUUCUGCCGACUCGGACAACCGCUCGAUACACUGGUGGUCUGUGGGUUGGGAAGUAUCUGAAAACAUGCACAUACCAAGAAGUGACCUCAUCGGAAGCCAGUGGAAAGCUCGGCCGUUUGUGUGGACGAGCUGCACGGGCUGAGAGAUUCGAGGCGCAUGCGCGUUCUGGCGACCUACGGGCGAACAGACACAUGGGAGACGAGAUUGAGUGGAUUAAGAAGGUCUAA
This is a messenger RNA of Aspergillus nomiae NRRL 13137, 1317 nucleotides long. RefSeq names its product histidinol dehydrogenase family protein. NCBI's taxonomy places the organism in Eukaryota, Fungi, Ascomycota, Eurotiomycetes, Eurotiales, Aspergillaceae. The record is from RefSeq and is a predicted model, not a curated record. The transcript has 3 exons. Gene Ontology annotation, molecular function: NAD binding; metal ion binding; histidinol dehydrogenase activity. Gene Ontology annotation, biological process: L-histidine biosynthetic process. The coding region runs from base 1 to 1317 and encodes 438 amino acids. Gene Ontology annotation, cellular component: cytoplasm.